AACCAGCUCAAUUCAGGAAGUGAGUCAGCUGACAGAUGUCAUAUUAUCACAAUCAUAUUGUAACGUUAGUCCAACUCCAAGAAAGAUUUAUUUGUUUAAAAAAAACUUGUAAUACACUAUUAUUUAUCGUGAUUCAAACGGUAUCUCACGUAAGAUUCUAAUGGUUGAAGUUUACAAAGUGCUGCUGCAGGAUUUUGGACUCUGAAUUCGUGAUUUGUCUACUCGUCUCGUCUGCUCCAUUCAUGGCCAGUCCAGUCCCGUGUGUGUCUGAGUUGGUUGCCGAGGCUCGACGUGUGUACGAGCAGAGCUUCGGGGGAGAUGGUCCACAGGUGGCAGUGUGUGCCCCAGGCAGGGUCAACCUGAUUGGGGAGCACAUCGAUUACAACCAAGGAUUCGUCCUCCCUAUGGCUCUGCCCAUGGUGACGGUGGUGGUUGGCAGUAGGACCUCUGGCCAGAGUGCCUCCAUCAUUACUGCUGCUAAAGAUGUGGAGGAGCCCAGGAGAGUGGACUUUGAUUUGCCCAAUGACAAGGCUCCUCUGUCUCCUGGGAAACCCAGCUGGGCCAAUUAUGUCAAAGGAGUGGUGCAGCACUACAGAGCUCCUCCAGUCCCAGGGUUCAGGGCAGUGAUAGCCAGUAGUGUCCCUCUAGGGGGCGGUCUGUCCAGCUCAGCCUCUCUAGAGGUAGCCAUGUACACAUUCCUACAGCAGCUCAAGCCAGAUGACGGUGACACGGUGGCGAAGGCGGUGGCGUGCCAGAAGGCAGAACACACCCAUGCAGGUGUGCCCUGCGGCAUCAUGGACCAGUUUGUCUCCGUGCUGGGCAGGGAGGCUCAUGCUCUACUCAUAGACUGCAGGUCUCUGGAGGCCACUCCUGUCCCUCUGUCAGACCCAGGCCUUGUCAUCCUCAUCAGUAACUCGAACGUGAAGCAUUCUCUGACGGGCAGCGAGUACCCUAGCAGACGACGACAGUGUGAAGAGGCAGCUGCCAUCUUGGAAAAGGCCAGCCUGAGAGAUGCCACACUGAAGGACCUGGAGGAUGCUAAGAGCCGAUUGGAUGAUGAGACCUAUCGAAGGGCUCGUCAUGUAAUUGAGGAGAUAGAUCGGACGGCCCAGGCAGCAGAGGCCCUGAAGAAAGGGGCCUACAAAGAGUUUGGCAAACUCAUGGUAGAAAGCCACAACUCACUCAGGGACUUGUAUGAAGUGAGCUGCAAGGAGCUGGAUGAGCUGGUGUCUGCAGCCGUAGAGGUGGAGGGUGUGUUUGGCAGCAGGAUGACAGGGGGAGGGUUUGGAGGAUGUACCGUCACACUACUGCAGGCUGAAGCCAUAGACAGGACCAUGCAGCACAUACAGAGGUCGUCUCAGUGCCUGAAGAUGCUGAACCUAAACUCCCCGGACAGCAACACUUAUAGCAACAGUAACUCCCUGUCGGAUCCCGUGUCUCUCAACGUUGGCGGGGAGAUCUACACCACGACCCUGGACACUCUGACACGCUACCAAGACUCCAUGCUGGGGGCUAUGUUCACCGGACAGAUCUCCACGCUCCGGGACAAACAAGGAAAUGUGUUCAUCGACCGCGAUGGGAAAGUUUUCCGCUAUAUCCUGAACUUCCUGCGUUCCAGCUCCCUGGACCUGCCGGAGGGGUUCUCUGAGAUGAGGCUGCUGAGGAGGGAGGCAGAUUUCUUCCAGAUACGCCCCCUACUGGAUGAGAUACGGCGGCGCGUCGAGGCCGGACCGCUCAGCCUGAGAGACGCACCCAGAGGAGCCAUGCUGCUGUUGGAUGUGGACUGCCAGGUACGCGUGCUACACUUCAACCUACGCCGUGCUCCUGAGAACUACGAACUCCGCACAUGCUCAGUGCGCAUCCUCACUGCCGAAAUCUUCUGUACCUGGCGUGCCUUUCUGGUUCUCCUUUGUGAGCGCUUCUCCUACCUUAACACCCAAGGUCCUACCUCCCCCCUCCCCAGUGACCAGCGCCACAACCGGCUCAAACUGGAGUGGGUUCCCCGGCCAGACGCACUUCCCCAGGACCAGUAUGAGAAACAGCAGUACCGAGGACUCGUCGUCUCGGACUCUUGGGCCACACAGACCCACUCUGGGGACCUAUGUGAUGUCAUCAUCCCGCGCCGCAGCCCCUGUGAGGUCAAAGACAUGCGCGGGUUUGUGGAGGAGCUGCUGACGGUGUCUCUGGCGGAGGGUUUUAAGGUCGACUCAGUGACCCCUGACCCCAUGGACAUUUUGAACUGCCGUACUCUGCAGCUUGUGCGUUAGUGAUAUAGCUUAUUCCAGCUCACCACUGAACCACCAGUCAUAGACUUACUAAAAUAACAAAGGUCACCCUAUGUUGUUUCCAACGUACUGAAAAUUACUGCUUAUGAAUGGUCUAUAACUAACAUUGGAAAGGUUGAUCUAUAAUGUUUACAAUCCUCUCUUUGAUGUGAAGCUGAGACUGAUCCUGCCAUCUGAACCCUCUAACGAACUCUGACCUCAGUAGCCCUGCCGUGGAGUCCGUUCUAAACGGUAGGGUAGGCAUUCAUCUGGUUUUACAGAAUAGACCCUGUCCCCAACAAUAAGGAAUGGUUGUCAGCUCGUCCUGUUGAUGAUCAGUGCAUUUGUUAAAGAGAGAGACGGAGACAGGGUGUGUUAGAGUUUGUGGAUUGUCUGUGAGAGAGUGUGCUGCAUUGGUAGGAGGGGUGAUCUGACCAUUCCACAGAGCGGGUAUGAGUACAUUUGUUGGUACUGUUUUGUAUAACAGUGUUACAUUGUAAUAAACUGACCAGUCUGUAGAUAUGUUUUCAGCUCAUCAAUUUAAUAAAAACACUACUAAAUGAAUUGUA
Molecule: messenger RNA, 2833 nt
Organism: Oncorhynchus masou masou (cherry salmon)
Lineage: Eukaryota; Metazoa; Chordata; Actinopteri; Salmoniformes; Salmonidae
Gene: galk1
Product: galactokinase 1
Exons: 9
Coding region: 243-2267 (674 amino acids)
Biological process (GO): carbohydrate phosphorylation; protein homooligomerization; galactose metabolic process
Cellular component (GO): cytosol; cytoplasm
Molecular function (GO): protein binding; ATP binding; galactokinase activity
Source: RefSeq, a predicted model, not a curated record